Messenger RNA from Lodderomyces jiufengensis, 2322 nucleotides. RefSeq lists its product as uncharacterized. The record is from RefSeq and is a predicted model, not a curated record. The transcript has a single exon. Bases 1 to 2322 code for a protein of 773 amino acids. Lineage: Eukaryota; Fungi; Ascomycota; Pichiomycetes; Serinales; Debaryomycetaceae.
AUGGAGGCGUCAUCAUCAACAAUAUCCUUAAAUUUUAAUUAUGAUCAAAAUUCAAAUAAAUCAUUAUUUAAAUUAUGGAAAUUAACAAAUGAUUUACUGUAUAUAAAUUGUUCGAAAAUAUCAUCAACUGAAAGAUUAAAUAAUAGAUCAUGGAGAUUAAUGAAUCAAAGAAUUUUGAAAUCAAAUACCUCAGCAUAUAAAAGUUCUAAUAAUUGUUUAAGAGAUAAUGAGAAAAUAUGUGAUCUUUACAAUAUAGAUGAAUUAAAUGAUCUUUAUAAUGAUAAUAUCACAAACCUCAAACCUAAAACUUCCCAAUUUAUGUCCAAUAGGCCGUCAUUAUUUAGUCAUUCAUCGAAUUUAAGUCUAUAUACAAGAAAAAAGAGUACACUGACAAGUCUAGAUUCAAUGCCAGCAAUAACUACAAAUGAAAAAUUAAAUGAUGACAAUCAAAAACAAAUAAUUUUGGAUAAUAGCUCUGAUGAAGAUAUUGAUGAAUCUGAUAUGUCAGAUAUUCCGGAAAUAUCUGAUAAUGAAGAAGAAGUAGAAAAAGAAGAAAAAGAAGAAGAAGGAUCAGAAGAUAAUAUAAAUGAUAAAGUUGAUAGUAUUACUAUAAACAACAAAAAUAUUUGCAUAACUUCACGUAAUUUGUCAGUCAACGAUAAAAUUUCACCCAAAAAUGUUGAUCAUAAAGGUUCAAAUUUGUCAAUGUUUGAAAGUAAAGACCAACAACCACAAGCCACGAAUAAGCCACAAACUGUAUCUAAAUCACCAUCAGAUUGUUCCAAUGAUCAAAUUGUUACUCCACAACCACCAAUACAAAGACAAAACUCAUUAUUUAGUAAUUUCAACUCGGGAAAUACAAUUGAUAACAAACUGAAGGAGUCAAUCACUAAAUCGUCAAGAAAACCUUCAUAUGAAACUGUCGAUGAAACAAACUCCCUGGCAGAAGAAGUACAAAUUGUAUCCAAUGAUAAUAAUCAUGUCGUAGAGGACGAUGAUGAAGGAUAUACUUCAACUGAUAUUUCAGAAGUGGGUGAAUCUGAUGAAGAAUUAGAAGAAGAUGAAGAAGAAGAACAAGACUGUUUAGAAAUCAAACAUAGUUCGGAACCUAAAAAUACAUCAACUGACUCAGUUAGGGAAGAUAAUGAAAGUGAAUGGAUGUCAGUUUAUUCAAGUUCUGUUAAUUCAACAGCCGCAUCUGGUAAAAGUAUUCCAAAACAACAACCAUUAAACUUCACAAAAGUUGAACCACCAACAUUUGAAGCAUCAACUGAAACUUUAUCAUCAUUAGAUAAAAAAAGAGAAAACAUCAAUCCAUCUCCUUCAUUAAGUAAACCAAAAUCAUUAUUAUCUGGAUUAUUUACAAAUGAUGGUUCUUUAUCAUCAACUCAUAUGAACGGUACAAAACCAAAAUUAUUAAGAUCUAGUACAACUGGUGUAAUGACAAUAGAUCAAGAAUAUAAAAGACCGUCUAUUAUUUUCACAAGAAAGUACCCGUCAUUAACUGAUAUACCACAAAUUGCCAAAAGAUCAAAUCUAUCAGUGGCAAAAACAAACACAAUUGCAACUUCAUCAGAAUUAAUAAUUGACAAAGAUUCAGAUGAUUCAUCUUCAUCAACACCUAUUAAAAAACAAGGAAGUAUAGUUGGUAUAUCAGAUAUCAAUGUAUCAAAAGUCCCCAAAAAUCCAGCAACAACUGAUGAAGAACAUGAAUUAUUAUCAUCAAGUUUAAAUAAACUAUCAAAAUCUGUAUCACACCAUUCAUUGAUUAAUUUAUUAUCAAAAUCAUCAAUCAAUUUAAGUAGAUUAUACAUUACGUCAAAAAAUAAAUUAAGACUAGAUACAAAAGAUCAAAAUCAAAACUCAUCAGAAAAUAACGAAUCAAAACAAGAAAACAAAAUACCUAAUAAUUACAAUAAUAACUAUCAAGAUAAAAAAGAGAAUUCAGUACCAUCAUUACAACCAACAUCAUCAGAUUCAAUCCUGAAACAAUCACCAAGUUCAUUAGCUUCAUCAUCAUCAAUACUAAUCAAUUGUUCCAAAAAUUCAAACACUCCACCACCACCAAUAAAAUUCGAUCAAGAUAAUAAUCCAAGUUUCAUACCAACUAUCCCAAAGAUUACAACCACAGAUACAGAUUUAGAAACCAAAUUCACAUCAAAUGAAGAAUUAAGUAAAUCUAUUAAGGAAUCUUUAAUUAUUGAUAAUAAAUUAGGUAAAGUUGCAAUGCCAGAUAAAUCCUUAGUUAAAAAUUUAAAGUUCAACGAUGAACAUCUAGUUGAUGAAGAAGUAUUUGAUGAUUAUCAUUCUAAAGGUUGGUGA